Messenger RNA from Zymoseptoria tritici IPO323, 1749 nucleotides. RefSeq lists its product as uncharacterized. The annotation marks the transcript as partial. The transcript has 3 exons. NCBI's taxonomy places the organism in Eukaryota, Fungi, Ascomycota, Dothideomycetes, Mycosphaerellales, Mycosphaerellaceae. The record is from RefSeq and is a predicted model, not a curated record.
CACACUCCUUCACCAUCACGCCGUCCCUCGCGAGGAUAACAUCACAACAUGUCGAGUAACUACAGCUCAACAAAGUACGGCUCGGUGCCGUCCCCGAGCACCCCAGGCUAUGGCAACUCCGCCGUCACCGACUUCGCCAACCCCUCCUCCGGCCCACCACAAGGCGGUCAAUUCACCGAAGAAUUCGACGCCUCGCAACGCGGCUCCAGUCUCAUCGAUGGACCCGGCAUCGGUCGCUCCAGCUCCCGCGCGUCGACCGCAGUCGGCGGUGUGUCGCGCAACAACACGCUCAAGAAGAAGACGAGCGUGAAACGCAUGGGAAGUUUGCGCCGCAGCGGCAGCAAGAAGAGCAUGACCGCCGGCAGCAUCCGCGGUGUCUCCGCUCACAACGAGGAAGACUUCCACAGCGCGUUCUUCACUCCCGUGCCGACGACGGGCACCCCGACGGAAGUCCUGGCGAACCGAUUUCAGGCGUGGAGAUCGCUGCUCAAGUCGCUGAUUACGUACUUUCGCGAGAUUCAGUCGAGUUACGAGGCGAGGGCUAAGGCGGUGCAUAAAGUACAGAACACGCUGGCCAACAUGUCGCAUCCGUCGGUGUUCUUGUCGAAUAACGGACUGGGUGAAGCGGCGAGGAUACUGGAGGAUUAUCAUAAACAUUCGAUGUUAGAGGCGAAGAAGUCGGAGGAUAUUGAGAAUGAUGUGAUUGGCGCGUUGAGUGGACUGCGCGCGGAUUUGGGGCAGAAGAUCAAGGAGAUUAAGAGUUUAAGUGGGGACUUCAAGAAUAGCGUGGAGAAGGAGAAGGAGAAUACGAGGAGAGAGGUGGAGAAGUUGAAGGAUGCGUUGCAGCAUGCUGGGCAUGAGGAUGCUGUGGGGAAGAAUGAUCCGUAUGUGGUCAGGUUGGGAGUGGAGAGGGCGAUUGAACGGCAGUUGGAUGAGGAGAAUUAUUUGCAUCGGGCAUACCUCAACCUUGAGAGCUCCGGCCGUGAGCUCGAGGCUAUUGUGGUUGGCGAGAUCCAGAAAGCAUACAACGCUCUCGCUGGCAUCCUCAAGCGUGAAGGUGACGAUGCCUACGCCGCGGUUGAGGGUCUUCGCACUGGUCCAAUCGCCAUGCCCAAGGAUGAAGAGUGGCACCACUUUGUCACCAGUGAUCCUCACUUCGUCGAUCCUGAUCUCCCUCUCCGCCGCAUCGAGAACAUCGAAUAUCCCGGCCGAAACCACCCGCAGGCCACCGAGAUCCGCGCAGGCAUGCUCGAGCGAAAGUCCAAGUACCUCAAAUCGUACACGCCCGGCUGGUACGUCCUCUCCGCCACCCACCUGCACGAAUUCAAGUCCGCGGACAAGAUCUAUACCCAGCCGCCGGUGAUGUCGCUCUACCUCCUCGACCAGAAACUCGGCUCUCACAGUGACCGCGGUUCCAGCAGCCACAAAUUCAUGCUCAAAGGCAAGCAAUCCGGCGGCGUGCACAAGGGUCACAACUGGGUCUUCCGCGCCGAAUCAUUCGAAACGAUGAUGGCCUGGUUCGAAGACAUCCGCGUACUGACCGAGAAGACCGGCGAAGAGCGCAACGCGUUCGUGAGAAAGCACGCUAGAAGCGUCAGUGGCACGAGCGAGCGAGGCACCGUCAGCAGCGAUGGUCUCGAAGACGACGAAGCCGAUCGUGCGCCCUACUCGGCCGAUGUCGCGAGUUUGAACCCGCCUGAGCCGAAACCCCAGCGGCCGCAGCCAGGCGGCAGAUUCCCAUCUGACCUU